AUGGCAUCAGUGGUCGACGAUCUGCCUAAGCCAUUAUUGGAGGAUGACUUCUUCAACGGGUUAGGAAUGAGCUGCAACGGGAGGUCAGUUUCAUUGGGCCUGUCGGACUUGAUGCGCUGAUGACCCUCGCCCAGAAGGCAGAAAACAAAAUGUCUGGGAAUUUCCGAACUGCCGAGGCACCGCGCAUCCGAACAUUUGGGCCAACUAAGGAGGUCGUAGAUCCUUUUCCACCCCGUCUAAGAGCGCCGACCGAGCCUGUCACUCAAGAGGCAAUCCCGAAACCCUCCAUUCACUGUGGGCAAACGGAAGAUCUGCUUGACUACAACCGAAUACGAGACACGACGCGCAAAGGGUUUUGUUUCGCCUGUAAUGAACCUUAUGUCCCGGGCCACCACUGCCGCUCCACGCUAAAGGUCCUGUUGGUCCAGGAUGAACCAGAAACGGGAGAAACCAAGGCAUCCCCAGAAUGGCCACCACUGCAGGUAGGACUGUCCACCAUGGAAGUAGAUCUCCAUGCGAUAACUGAGGAAGUUUCAGUUGGUACAUUCAAGAUGCAAGGGACCAUCCGGCAACAGCCAGUCUCCAUCCUUAUCGACAUUGGUGCGUCUCAUAAUUUUAUCGCCCUUCCCACAGCCCGACGAUUGGACCUUCCGGUCAUCACCGUACCCCCAUUCCGGGUUACCACCGGAUCGGGAGAAAGGGUGGCCGGCAACGGCAUCUGCUACAACCUUGCUGUCGACAUCCAAGACUUCGAGGUCACUAAUACCUUCCUCAUCCUUCCCGGAUAACCGCACAUCUUCGGCGAAGAACGCAUCAUGUAUUUAGGACACGUCCUCCCUCUCCGCUGACUGGGUGACUAUGGAUCCAGAGAAGAUCACAAUAGUCACCAGCUGGCCAUCUCCAACAACCCUCAGAGAACUUCGGGGAUUCUAGGGGUUCACCGGCUAUUACCGCCGAUUCAUUAUAGGAUAUGGGACGCGACAGCUGAAACGCGACGCAUUUCAUUGGAACUCAGACGCAGAGGCCGCGUUCCAACAGCUCAAGAAUGCACUGAUCUCCGCUCCAGUUCUUGCCCUCCCCGACUUCUCUUUACCUUUUGA
Messenger RNA from Spirodela intermedia, 1100 nucleotides. The record is from the annotation of a GenBank genome assembly. Lineage: Eukaryota; Viridiplantae; Streptophyta; Magnoliopsida; Alismatales; Araceae.